AUUUUUUGUUUAAGUUGAUUUGUAAUUAUUUGUGUGAAAUAUAGAUUUAAUAAAAUAUUGUGAACAUUUUUGACAUUUUUCUAAUUUUAUUCGAUUUCAAUAAGUUAUAAAUAAUAUUAGAAAUUAUUGUUUAUACAUUUUGUAAUUUAAUUUAAUUUUUUUUUUUUUUUUAAUUAUUAAACGUUAUAGAGUGCAUAUACCUUAAAUCAUAUAAUAUAUACUAUAUAAUAUGUAUAUAAUCUAAGGCAUAUAUUAUAAAUUAAUUAUAUUAUAUUUCAGUUAAAGACAACGAUUUGAUACCAUAGAGCAAAAUAUUGUUAUGAGUUACCGACGUCUUAAAGACAACAAAAUAUAUUGUCGUUAUAAAAAACAAUUCGAAAAAACAACUGCUCUACCACGAUGUAUUAAUGUUGCUGUUGUGGGACUUUCUGGUGCAGAGAAAGAAAAGGGAGCAGUGGGAGUUGGUAAAUCGUGUCUUUGUAACAGAUUCGUGAGAUUAUCAUCUGAUGACUUCAAAGAUGAUCAUAAUUCAUUAUUAAGCAAUUCUGAUUUUAGUGGACGAGUUGUUAAUAACGAUAAUUUUUUGUACUGGGGAGAUGUUAUCAAAACGUCUGAAGAAGGUACUGAUUACAUGUUUCGUGUCAUUGAACAAACUGAAUUUAUAGAUGAUUCAACAUUCCAACCGUUUUGUGGAGUUAAAACGGACCCAUAUAUCAAACGCUGUGUGGCUACUAAAAUUGAAUCGCCUGAAAAAUUAAUGUAUAUUUGUAGAAGCCAAUUAGGUAUUGAAGAAAAAUAUGAACAAAAAGUGUUACCUCCCGGUGAAUUCAGUGUUGAUGGUUUUUUAUGCGUGUUUGAUGUUAGUGUAGUACCUGGUCGUAGUAUAGUAAAACAAUUAGAAACUGUGACUAAUAUAUUAACAAAUAUAAAGAAUACGAAAAAACCCGUGGUUUUAGUAACUACGAAAAAUGAUAAAUUCAAUGAAGCAUAUGUUCAAGAAGUUCAAAAACUUGUAUCUCAUAGUGAAUUUAAGAAAGCUAUACCAAUUGUUGAAACAUCUGCUUAUCUGAAUGUUAAUGUUGAUGCUGCUUUUAUAGCUCUAGCUCAUAUUAUUGAUAGAUUUAAAGGCCGUACAAAAAUAGUUCCUUAUUUGGAAUCUGUUAAAACGACUACUAGUUGAUGCAAACCAGACGUUGAUACAAUUAUAAGUAAAUACAGAAGUGUUUAUAAUUUUCUGUUUACGUAAUACCUCUAAGUAUGAAAUAAUUUUUAAAAAAUUAACUCUCAAGGCAUUCAUAAAUUAUAAUUUUUCAAUAGUUAACUUACACUAUAAAAUGGAAAACACUUUUAAUUAAUAGAUGGACCUAAACCUAAAUUUUAUUUUCAAAUGAUAUAUUAUUAUAAUUAACUGUA
Messenger RNA from Aphis gossypii (cotton aphid), 1413 nucleotides. RefSeq names its product rho GTPase-activating protein 190-like. Gene Ontology annotation, molecular function: GTPase activity; GTP binding. NCBI's taxonomy places the organism in Eukaryota, Metazoa, Arthropoda, Insecta, Hemiptera, Aphididae. The transcript is spliced from 5 exons. Bases 320 to 1180 code for a protein of 286 amino acids. The record is from RefSeq and is a predicted model, not a curated record.